UCCGUUGUCCGGCAAUUGAAGCCCUGAAGCCCAGGUUCAGAGUCUCACCUGUCCCCAGUCUGCCUCAGUUCCUCAUCUCUGUCCUGUGAUCACGGCCGUCCGUCAGUGUAGAUCCCCAACCUGUGCUCUGAGGAGAGAAUGUUCCAGACCAAAGCUGAGGCCCUGGGAGCCUCCUUCCUGGCCUUCCUGCUGAGUCUCCCAGGAUCUGGGGCCAUCAAAGCGGACCACGUAGCAAUGUAUGACAUAUUUGCCCAGACGCAGAAGCCUUCGGGUGACUGCGUGUACGAGUUUGACGGGGAUGAGCUGUUCUACGUGGAUCUUGACAGGGAGGAGACGGUCUGGGGCCUGCGGGAGUUCAGCACAGUCUAUGGCUUUGACGCCCAGGGCGCUCUGCCCUACAUCCUCAGCCUGAAGGACAACUUGAGGGCCUUGAUCCAGAGACACAACGUCACCCAGGUCCCCAGCGAGCCUCCAGAGGUGACCGUGUUCCCCAAGAACCCAGUGGAGCUGGGCCAGCCCAACGUCCUCAUCUGCCACAUCGACAGAUUCUUCCCCCCAGUGCUCAAUGUCACGUGGCUUCGAAACGGGCAGCUGGUCACUGAAGGGACUUCUGAGACCGUCUUCCUGCCCAGCACAGAACUCAGGUUUCAGAAGUUCCACUACCUGACCUUCAUCCCCACGGCCAAGGAUGUGUAUGACUGUAGGGUGGAGCACUGGAGCCUGGGCCAGCCGAGCCUGAGUCACUGGGAAAUGCCGGAGCCACUCCAGGUGACCGAGACAAUGGAGACUGUGGUCUGCGCCCUGGGCCUGGUGGUGGCCUUGGUGGGCAUCGUCAUUGGCAGUGCGCUCAUCAUAGGGGCUCUGCACUCCAGUCACGACCCCCGGGGCCCAGGGACCCGCGUGAGUGACUGUGCAGGUGAGGAUGUUAGGAUGCAGUCGACGACAGCGAGGGAGUCCACGCCUGCUGCGCAGAAAGGAGGGCGCAUUCACAUUGGUGGAGCAGACACGGAUCUCAUCUCUCGGUGGUGAGCUAUCUGAGACACUGACAACCCGCCGAGAACCCCCGACGCCUGCUGUUACCCCUUCUCCAUUUGAGGGUACUAACGUCACUGUAGUUUGACGCUUGAGACGAGCUCACAGCAUGUAUGUGCAUAAGAGCAAAGCACCUUCACCAAGGCCACACAGGCUGUCUGGAUCCCAAACAGCUUCCUCACUGUCCUGUGCUUCCGUGAGUGAAGAAAGAGACCAAGUUCAACCAAGGGUCUAGUCUUGGAUCCAGACUGUCCUGCGCAUGCGCAUGCUUACGGACCCUUGGAGGGGUGGGGCAGCAAACCGGUGUUGCUAUAUUUCUCAACAGCCUGGACAUCCCUCCCUGGGUUCCAUAGCUCCAGCCUGGACACCCCUCCCUGGACGCCUCUCCCCUGGAUAUCUUCUCCCUGGGCUCCGCAGCUCCGGGUUCCUGCAGGAACACUUCGAUGCCUCCUUCCAGAGCGUUCCUAAGAACAACUUUUCCUGUUUCUGAGCAGGGAGAUUCAGUUUUGCUGGGUGGACCAGGUCUUUUACGACCUGUGUCUCGUGACAAUGUGGCUUCAAGUGUCACAAUGUGAACGGACACUGAGGGUUCCGGGCUCACUUUCGGGGAGAGUUUGAGAAUUCGGGUUGGCCCUGGAGAGGGGACAACAGUAAAAUUUACUUGGAUGAAGACUUGUUUAGAUGUAGUUUGCAAUGGUUAGAGUCCCUAAGGGAGUAG
Cricetulus griseus (Chinese hamster) is the source of this 1750-nucleotide messenger RNA. NCBI's taxonomy places the organism in Eukaryota, Metazoa, Chordata, Mammalia, Rodentia, Cricetidae. The record is from RefSeq and is a predicted model, not a curated record.